GCUUCACACGUCUUUCCAUUCUUCAUUCACGCUCUGUCUACCCACUUUCUCCUCUCCCUCUUUUCAACAACAUUUGUGUAACCAAGAAAAAUAACUGCCCUGAAUCAAAACCAUGGAGAAGACGAGGCCAGAGGAUGAUGAUAAGGUCAUCUGCAACACUGAUGGAGGUCUCUCUAGAUCAACAAGAGAUGAACAACCGACUCACUACACUUUCAAAAUCACUCAAUUUUCACUGUUUUCAGAGCAAUCUGAGGAAAGAUGUUAUUCGCAGGCAUUCCAAGCGGGUGGUUACAUAUGGAAAUUGGUUCUCUACCCAAAUGGGAAUGACAAGGGGAAAGGUCAUCACUUGUCGCUCUACUUGCAAAUAGGAUAUUCUGUUCUUCUUCCCCUAGGUUGGGAGGUCCAGGCGGUUUUUCGCUUAUUUGCAUUCGACCAAAUCCGUGGCCGAUAUCUGAUGCUUGAAGAAACUCAAGGGAAACGUUUUCAUGCGAUGAAAACUGUAUGGGGAUCUGAUGAAUUCAUCCCACUCAGAGUGUUCAAGAACCAGUCUUACGGAUAUCUUGUUAAUGAUACAUGUGUGUUUGGGGCAGAGGUAUUUAUUAUUGGAGAGAGUAGAAGCGGACAAAAUGAAUGUUUAUGUCUUUCAAGGGGAGCUGGAUAUUAUUACAAACGGAUCGUCAGAUUGUUUAGUAAAGGACACCAUGAAGAGCCUAUAAUGAAAUCAGCCUAUGGUGUACCUAUGGGAAAGUCUGCUACAUAUGAUACUACCUUUCCUUCAAAAAUAGGAGUUCCAAUGAAAUCAAUGAGAGAUGAUAUGCCAACGCACUACACAUUUAAAAUUAAAUCAUUUUCACAACUUUGCAAGCUUCCUAAAAUUAGAUGUGACUCCAAGGUUUUCUAUGCUGGUGGCUAUAAAUGGAAGAUGUCUCUCUCUGUGAACAAAAACAAGCAGCAGAAAGUACAUUAUCUGUCUCUCUACUUGGGCAUCGAAGAAACUAGAUCGAUCCAGCCUGGUUGGGAGAUUGAAGCAGUUUUUCGUUUAUUUGUAUUUGACCAAAUUCGAGGCCGGUAUUUGAUGCUUCAAGAAACCAAUGCAAAGUUUGACGAACCGAAUACCAAAUGGCGAGUUGAUGAGUUCAUGUCACUGGAAAGCUUUAGUGACCCAUCUUGUGGAUUUCUAGUUAAAGAUUCCUGCAUCUUUGGAGCUACUGUUUUCGUUUGUAGGGAGAGAUGUUCGGGCAAAGGUGAAUGCUUGCAGAUGAUAACAGAAGGGGUUACUACUGAAUAUACGUGGAAGAUAGAAAAAAUUUCGCAGAUAAAAGAAAGCUGUAAAAGUGAACCAUUUGGUUCUGGAUAUCACAAAUGGACCCUCCAUUUCUAUCCUGGAGGAUGUGGAAUGGGUCUGGGAAACUAUAUUUCUCUUUUUUUGUAUUCGGGUAAUUCAAGCCCUCUUGUCCAAGGACCAUAUGUUCGUUAUUCCCUGACAGUGAUUGACCAGUCAAAUGGUAAUGGCAAUGGCAAUGGCAUUGGCAUUAACGAAUGUGCCACUUAUCACUUUCCAGUCAAAGGAAAGGGUUGGGGUUAUGCGAAGUUCAUGCCACUUUGUGUGUUUGCUGAUCCAUCCAAAGGAUUUCUUGUGGAAGAUACUUGCAUCAUUUCGGCAAAGUUCACAAUCAUUGGAUCAAUUGAAAUUUUUCGCAAUUUUUUUUAGUACGGGUAUCUUAGAGUAAAAGAAUCUAUUUGAUCCCUUCUUUUUUCAUGUUAUAUAGGAUAACUUUUUCAGAAUCACUCUUCCUUCAGACUUAGUUGAAACUGAAUUAGUAAUGCUCAUGACACAAAAAGUGAAUCUUGCAACAAGUACGAUUAUUGAAUA
Macadamia integrifolia is the source of this 1873-nucleotide messenger RNA. RefSeq lists its product as uncharacterized. Bases 113 to 1711 code for a protein of 532 amino acids. The transcript has 11 exons. Lineage: Eukaryota; Viridiplantae; Streptophyta; Magnoliopsida; Proteales; Proteaceae. The record is from RefSeq and is a predicted model, not a curated record. Gene Ontology annotation, molecular function: protein binding.